This is a messenger RNA of Cynoglossus semilaevis (tongue sole), 2942 nucleotides long. It is a transcript of the gene uckl1b, whose product is annotated as uridine-cytidine kinase 1-like 1b. Gene Ontology annotation, molecular function: ATP binding; kinase activity. The coding region runs from base 16 to 1674 and encodes 552 amino acids. Lineage: Eukaryota; Metazoa; Chordata; Actinopteri; Pleuronectiformes; Cynoglossidae. The transcript is spliced from 15 exons. The record is from RefSeq and is a predicted model, not a curated record.
GCGCUGACAUGUGAUAUGACUACAAGCCCCAUACUAAACCGACACCUGACUGGCAACAGAAUUGUAAUGUCUGCCGUUAAGAAGGAAGGAAGAGUCGCAGAGAUGGAAAACAGAGAGAAAAACACGCAUUUGUCCACAAGUUGUGACGGACAGCUAGAUCGACUCAUCCCCUUAAUGAGCGCAAGUCUUACGCCGAGGAAGAGGACCACUAGCCAGUGCAAGUCUGAGCCUCCCCUCCUUCGUACAUCCAAAAGAACCAUCUAUACAGCUGGACGUCCACCUUGGUACAAUGAACAUGGAACACAGUCCAAAGAAGCAUUUGUUAUUGGUCUUUGUGGUGGCAGUGCUUCAGGAAAAACAACCGUUGCAAGGAAAAUCAUCGAGGCUCUAGAUGUUCCCUGGGUCGUCCUGCUCUCAAUGGAUUCUUUCUAUAAGGUCCUGACCCCUGAGCAGCAAACUCUGGCCGCCAGCAAUGAUUACAAUUUUGACCACCCUGAUGCCUUUGACUUUGACCUGCUGACGAACACCGUUCGCAAACUCAAAAAGGGCAAGAGCGUGAAAAUCCCUGUGUAUGACUUUACAACUCACGGUAGACAAAAAGAGUGGAAAACCGUUUAUGGAGCCAGUGUUAUUAUCUUUGAAGGAAUAAUGGCCUUUGCUGAUAAAUCACUUUUGCAGCUGCUGGACAUGAAGAUUUUCGUGGACACGGACUCUGACAUUCGAUUAGUACGUCGUUUGAGGAGGGACAUCACAGAGAGGGGAAGAGACAUCGAAGGGGUCAUCAAACAGUACAACAAGUUUGUCAAGCCCGCAUUUGAGCAGUACAUCGAGCCGACCAUGCGCUUGGCUGACAUCGUGGUGCCACGUGGUGGUGGUAACAUGGUGGCCAUUGAUUUAAUCGUGCAGCAUGUUCACAGUCAAUUGGAGGAGAGGAAACUGCGCUGGGAUAUGGCAGCGCUGGCAUCUGCACACCAGGCCCAGCCGCUCCCUCAGACCCUUAGCGUUCUGGAGAGCACACCCCAGGUCAAGGGAAUGCACACCAUUAUAAGAAAUAAGGAAACGAGCCGUGAUGAAUUUAUCUUCUACUCCAAACGAUUGAUGCGUCUGCUGAUUGAACGAGCGCUCUCCUUCCUCCCGUCCCAGGUCCACAUAGUGCAGACUCCUCAAGGAGAGGAUUAUGAAGGCAAGGCUUUCCUUGGGAAGAGGAUCACAGGUGUGUCCAUCCUGCGUGCUGGGGAGACCAUGGAACCAGCUUUGAGGGCUGUGUGCAAAGACGUUCGCAUUGGCAAGAUUCUCAUCCAGACCAACCAAGACACAGGAGAACCUGAGCUUCAUUACCUGCGUCUCCCUAAAGACAUAAGCAAGGAUCAUGUGAUUCUGAUGGAUUGUACUGUGUCAACAGGAGCUGCUGCUAUGAUGGCUGUACGAGUUCUGCUGGACCAUGAUGUCCAGGAAGAAAAGAUCAUGCUAGUGUCUCUUCUCAUGGCAGAAAUGGGGGUUCAUUCAGUGGCCUAUGCUUUCCCGCAGGUGAAAAUCAUCACAACUGCCGUUGACAAGACAGUCAAUGAUCUCUUUCAUAUCGUUCCUGGAAUAGGAAACUUUGGAGAUCGCUACUUUGGAACAGAUGCUCCCCCUGACUGGAGUGACGAAGAGAUGGAUGAGCCCAGUUACUGAGUAGGCUAUCACGACAGCACCUUCCGAAGGACACACUGGCCCUAGAUGUUGUUUAGACUAGUCUGGGGGAAAAAAAAAAAAAAAAAAAAUCAUGACUUAAUUAUUUUAUCUGUUGUAAAUACUGUUGUGAAAAGGGACAUCUGUAAGUCUAAUGUAUUUAUAUUUAUGUCAAAUAAUUUAUAAAGUCCAAAUUUUUUCAAUCAUUUUUAAAAAAAAAUUCAACGAUAACACACGGUCCUGUUUAAUUACCGACAGUAAGCUUUACAUUUAGUUCUAGUUUACAACAGAGAACAAUGAAUGAAAAUCAAAUUCCAGAUACAACGAUACGCCGAUAAACCGCACCGUCGCUUCCGUAGUGCUUGUGUGUACUUUGAAUAUAGAAUGUAAAAACUGCACAUUGCUGUUAAAACACAACGAUCCUUCAAAUGGGCUUCUGAUGGCAUACUUCGUAAUGCUAAUGUAAUUCUUUUUGCCUUUCAUUUUAUAGUUUAUCAUGCAGUGUGAGAUUCAAUGGUUGUUAUCGUUGGCGCUUGCCAAUGCAAAGUGCAGCGCCACUGAAUACAACGCUGGUCCCUGUAGUACAUAUUUCAGGCCUGUAUGUGGCGCUGUGUCCCCCCCCCCGCUCGAACAUACAUAACACCAGAAUAAGUUCAGACGUUAUUAGCUGUAGCGCAUCAAGUAGCCCAAUUAGCCUCUCUAGCACGGUCAGAAGUAGCCUGGCAUUCGCCAUUGCGACUGUGGGAAAAGGUUACAGAGAAGCGGGGCUUACCAGAUUGUUUGUGAAGUUCUCCAACUUUUCCACUUUGGAACUGCAACCGGAGAGCACGAAGUCCCUCCCCGCCAUGUUCCAAAUGCGUUAUUGCUCCGGGAUCCGUAGUCGUAUCGCAGCCUUGGGACCCAAAGCCAUUCGCGACAGGAAGUCUCGCCUCCAUCGCGACGCUAAGCAUCAGAAUCCACUGCUCAAAAACCCUUCUGCAUACACAUUUCCUCGCCUUCUUCCUCAUGUGCAAAUCACUCCCUGCUUCAUUAAGGCACCUGGACUGAUAACCUCGCACCUUUAUUCAGUAUCGUUCGUUAUUUAUUCUUUUACUGCGGAGAGUUUUAACUGAAAGUGUCGGAGUGGUACCUCUACACCGAGCGACAAAGUAUGGUUGUAAUGCUUUAAGUCUACAGACUUGCGUCUUUGCCUUGGAAACCUGUGGAUAAUUUUGUACUGGUGAAUGAUUCGGAAAAUAAACAGAGCUGGUCGCCGACCGGCUUCCUUUCAA